This is a messenger RNA of Quercus robur (English oak), 1094 nucleotides long. RefSeq names its product adenylate kinase 4. The record is from RefSeq and is a predicted model, not a curated record. Bases 118 to 864 code for a protein of 248 amino acids. Gene Ontology annotation, cellular component: mitochondrion; cytoplasm. The transcript has 6 exons. NCBI's taxonomy places the organism in Eukaryota, Viridiplantae, Streptophyta, Magnoliopsida, Fagales, Fagaceae. Gene Ontology annotation, molecular function: AMP kinase activity; ATP binding. Gene Ontology annotation, biological process: nucleobase-containing compound metabolic process.
AGUUAGAAGCAUUGGAAGGUCCGAAACCAAGCAAACAACGUUACUCUCUCUCUCUCUCUCUCUCUAAAACCUCAGGUCCUAGUCCUAGUCCUAGAGAGAGAAAAACCCUAACCCUAAAUGGCGACCGGUGCUGCUUCAGCGAACUUGGAAGAUGUUCCCUCCCUUGAUCUCAUGUCCGAGCUUCUCCGCCGCAUGAAGUGCUCCUCCAAACCCGACAAGCGCCUCAUUCUUAUUGGCCCACCUGGAUCAGGAAAGGGUACCCAGUCACCAAUAAUUAAGGAUGAAUACUGCUUGUGCCACUUGGCUACUGGUGAUAUGUUAAGAGCUGCUGUUGCUGCUAAAACCCCUCUUGGCGUUAAGGCUAAAGAGGCUAUGGAUAAGGGAGAACUUGUUUCUGAUGACUUAGUUGUGGGCAUUAUAGAUGAAGCUCUUCAGAAGCCUUCAUGCCAGAAAGGUUUCAUUCUUGAUGGAUUUCCAAGGACUGUGGUCCAAGCACAGAAGCUUGAUGAGAUGCUGGAAAAGAAGGGUGCCAAAGUUGAUAAGGUGCUCAACUUUGCAGUUGAUGAUUUGAUCUUGGAGGAGAGAAUUACUGGUCGCUGGAUACACCCAGCCAGUGGUAGAUCCUAUCACACAAAAUUCGCACCUCCCAAAGUUCCUGGUGUUGAUGAUGUUACUGGAGAGCCCUUGAUUCAGCGCAAGGAUGAUACUGCAGCUGUUCUCAAAUCAAGGCUGGAGGCGUUUCACAAGCAAACUGAACCGGUUAUUGAUUAUUAUUCCAAGAAGAGUAUUGUUGCUAAUCUCCAUGCUGAAAAACCUCCCAAAGAGGUCACAGCUGAGGUUCAGAAGGUGCUGUCUUUGUCUUAGUAAAAACAGCUCCCUCCAUCUUACUUAUAAUUGAUCGCAUUCCUUGGGAACGCUACUGUUUGUUCCUUUGUAUUUUGAUAUACUGUUGAAUUUUCUGACUAGUUGCAUCACUUAUUGAUUUUCCAAACUGCUAAUGACGGCUGCUGUCAACUUUUUGAGGUUUAAUUGAGUUACCUAUACAUAAUAUAAAAGCGUGAAACUGCACGCUGGUGCUACACAUUUUUUUGCUU